UCGCGGCCAUGUUGAAAUUUUCUGUGACAGUUACUUCUUAGGAAAAUCUUCGAACUCACAAAACAUUGCGAAAAAUUGUUUUGGGAGUUUUUACAGAAACACAGUUGCAGUCUACGUUUCGCCCACUCGAGAGGUUCCCUCACUCCCAUGAAUUUCCUUGAUCCAGAAGAUGGAUCAGGAUGAAAGGCAGAGAAAAUUAGAGGCCGGACGAGCAAAGCUUGCUCAAUUUAGACAGCGCUGGGCGAAAAGUGAAAGUUCGAGCACGCAGAAAAAGACGGCGAAGAGGAAGGGCCAAACUGUCCAGACGAAUGACCGAUCAGCACAAGAGCACCUCCUAGAGGAACCACAAACAAGCCAAUAUCAUGGAGAGAUUAACAAGGGACUCUCAGAGGUGUCACUCAGACCUGACAGCACAGACAAGGGUGUUCCAGAGGUCCAUCAAGGCAACAGGGAGGCAGAUGAUUCCCAGGAACAGAGCUCCUCCUCUGGGUCUCUGGCAGAGUCAGAGCUGCCUGAUCAGGCAGAAGACGAACUUGCAGAAACGAUCAUAGUUGCACACACUGGCAAAGAACAACUGAAGCAAUUACAGGCUGCAGUGGAAAAGCGGAAUGAGAUCAUUUCACAGCUGAGCAAGAACCUGCAGGUGGCGCUGCAGAGCAGAGACCAGGUACAGCUGCAGGCACAGCAGCUCACGGGUCAGAUUAAGGCUCUACAGCAGCAGCUGCAGCAGACAAAAGAAUACCUGUGUAGUAAAAGUCAAGGAUGUGUGGAUCUGACCCAGGCUGCUCAAAACCAGCUGCAUCUACAGUUGGAGGAGUCACAACAGGUGACCAAAGACCAACAGUGCCUCUUAGCCCAAAAGGAAGCUGAGAUCACAGACUUGCAACAGAAACUGGGUGUCAUGGAGAAAUCCCUCUCUCAGCUUCAACAUGCUUUUACCCAGAGAAACCCUGAUCAAUUGGAGCCAAGACUUGACCAACUCUUUGGUUUGGAUGAAUGUACUGUGAGCCCUCUGUUCCCAGAGAACAGUCUUGACUCAAACUCUGACACUUUACUGAAAAGGCUUCGAGCCGAGCUAGAAGAAGAGCGUAAAAACACCCGGCAAGCUCAAGAACAAGUAGAUGCCUUUCAUAAGAAGGUGCAGAGUUUGGAGAAUGAGAGGACUGUGAUGGAAGCUUAUCUGUCUGAGGUUCAGGCAAAACUAAAGUUUGCUGAGAAACAAGCCCUCGAGGCCCAGCAGUAUAAAGCAGAGAAAGAUGAGCUGAACCGAGAAAUGGCCAGACUGGACAACCAUGUCAAGGAGCUUCAAAAUCGUCUUCAGGAAGAGGAGAAAUCGGGACUCCAUUUACGUUCUAAAUAUGAAGCUGAUAUUUCCAAUUAUGAUCUCAGGCUUCAGACUCUAGAGGAGGAAAGGGAGUUGAAUCUCGCCCAGCUUACCGACACUCACAAGGCUGCGCUCAAGCAGCUUCAGGAGGAUCACUCGGAUGAGAUCAGUCGCAUUCAGGAGCUUCUGGACCAAGCCCGACGGCAACAUGUCGAUUCUCAUACAAGUGUUUCUGAAGACUUUGGUGCAGAAAUACAAUGGAGCAAUGUCUUCAAAGGGCACCACAAAGAGGAGACGGCCAUUGAGUGUGCUGUCAGGGACGUUUUUAGCUUUGAUGUCUCUGCAGGUGAUUUCCAGGAUGUGCUGAUGGAGCGUUACUUGGCCUCUGAAGGGCUUCAAGAAAGCUCACUAAUUGAAGGCAGUCUGGAAGAACGGAGCCUGAUGGAGAAAUCAAUGUCCAGGUUUGAGCUAGAGAGUGAGGUCAUAUUUCACAUGACAGAUCACCCUAACAACGUCACAUCUGAUUGGGAUAAGUCAGAGCAAGGACUGUCUGUAGAUCCAAGCAUUGAUGAGAACCCACCUGGUGAAAUGUCCUUCACUGAUGUCCAGUGGCAAAAUUCAACCUCAGUCAUUGAAGAGUUGAAUGAGAGUGCAGGCACUGUGGACUUGGCAAAAGAGCUUCUGAUCCAGCAAUGCAGAGACUUGUCGGAACAGUUAGAAGACCGGGAACGACAACUUGAGGUUCUUCAAGAGGAAGUCCGCCGCUCUGCAGAAGAGGUCGAGGAGGCGCGGGAGCGCUGGAGCAAAGCUUCAGAGGAGCUUGAGGAAGCCAAGUGGGAACUGGAGAUGGAACGGGAGAAAAGGGAAAAUUGUGAGGAUAUUAUCAGCCAGAAAAUGCAUCAGGAAGACAACCUAAAGAACAUACUUAGCCACCUGCAGAGCCAAAAACAACUAUUGCGUCAGGACAAUGAAAGCAUGUUGCCUGACAACAUUGAUUCCAAUGGUAAGAACUCUACUUUAACAACAGAGGAGCUGCUGAAGGAACUAAGGGAGGAAAAGGCACAAUUGGUGCUACAGCUCAAACGACAAGAGCAGCUAGUGAGGGAUGUCCAUGAGCAGAAAGCAGCAGGUGACUCUGUGAGUAGUGAGGUUCACACUCUCUUUGGGAGGCAGCUUUCAUCUUUGCAAGGUCAGAGAGAUGAUAUUCUUUCUCAGCUGGAGCAACAAAGGGAAAAAAACCAGGCUACCUCAGUGUUGCUUGGUCAAAGGACACUAGAGGUGGACCAAGCAAAUAUGGAGCUUCAGCAACUCAAAGCUGAGGUACAGGAGAAUCUUGUAAGGUUGCAAGAUUUGGAGAAGGACAAAACUGACCUCGAGUCUAAAUUAACAUGCCUUAAAGAGAACCUCACAAACAUGGAGGAGGAGAAGGCUGCCCUGGAGAGACGUCUCCAAGCUUUGGAGGACCAAGCAAAGAGCAUGGAGGAGGUUCUAGAAUCAGAGCUGAAGGACUUUGAGCAACAUCUUAAAUCUAAGGAUGCAGAGCUCAAGGAAGUUAGGGAAGCACAAGAGAAGGCAGAAGAGGAGUACAUGGAAAAGGAGAGUUCUUUGCUGAAAGAACUUGUCGUAGUCAAACAGAAUCUGCUAGAAAGACAGAGAGAACAUGAGGAGCAGCAGAGACAGUUGGAAGAGAAACACCAGAGAGAGGUUGAAGAUUUGAAUCUACUCUUUGAGAGAAAACUUUCAGAGCAGAAAGCUCAUAUGGAAGAUGAACAGAAGAGGCAGAUCAGCUUGAUUAAACAGGUCCAUGAAAGGGAGCACGAUAGGGAGUUGUCUCAGCUGGGAGCCCAACAGAGUGAGGAAAUUGGCAGACUUAAGGAUGAGUUCUCCAGGGAGCUGCGUGAUGGCCUGGAAGCUGCACACCAGGCUGAGCUACUCCAAAUACAAAGCCAGCACAACCUAGAGCUUGAAGCCUUGCGUUUGAGUUUAACCAACUUGCAUACAGCUCAGCUAGAGCUUUCUCAAGCCAACAUGCAGAAAGAGAAGGAGGCAGCCCUCAGCGAGUUGCAAACCAUGCUGCGGGAGAAAUGGGCACAGGAGAGCGCCAUGCUGCAGACGCGGCAACAGUUUGAGCUGGAAAGACUCUGUGAGCAGAGCCGAGAGAAGGAGGAACGAGCUGAGACUCUGCACCAACAGGAGAUCGAUAAUCUGAAUCAGGAUUGGGAGAGGCAAGUUAUGGAAGAAAGGAGCUCAGUAGAAAGGUUGCAGGCCAGUAAACUGGAGGAUUUAAAGAUUGAGUGGUUUGUGGAGGCAGAAAAGGCCAGGACAGAACUCCAGGUUCGAUUAAAUAACACCGAUCAGAAGCUGAGUGAAACCCAGGCAGCUCUCAGUAAGGCUGGGGAAGCUCUUGCAGAGACUCAGGGUAAGCUAGAAGAGUUGCAGCUUUCCAGAGAGAAGGACAACAACCUGGAGAAAGACCUCAACCAAGCCUUGGUUGACAGAGAUGCUGCUGCUUGUGCAGUUGAGGAGUUGGUUGCUUGUCAUAAGGUGGCACUGCAGGAGCAACAGGAGCGUGCCCGAGCCUUGGAACUGAGAGAAAACACUCUGAAGCAAGAGGUUGAACGUCUGCAGUCAGAAAGGGAAGAAAUAAAGGCCAGUUCAGAACUGGAGAUCUCAAACCUUUGGUCCCAGCUGGAGUGCAUGAGAACCAACAGACAGGAGCUCGGAGAGCUGAAGGAGCAGUUACUUGCACGCUCAUCACGGGUUGAUGACAUAGAGCGGCUGAAGCAGGAAUUUGCUCAUCAGCGGCAGGAAAUCAAAGAACAGAACGAGGUGGAGCUGGAGAACCUCCGAACUUACUUCGAGCAGAGACUCCAGGCCGCAGAAGAGAGUCAUCGGGAAGAGGUUGCACUCUUCCAGCUGCGACUCAUAGAGGGAGCCCUGGAGGACUCUGUGCUCAACACCGGGGAUGCAAGCUUUCUCUCUGAAGAAAAGCUUGACGAAGAAAGGGGUGACGCUAUGGCAGAGAUCACACGGCAACUGGAAAAACACAAGGAGGAGCUGGACUCCCUGCGGCUGCAGUUGGAGGAGAGACACCAGCAGGAAUUGGAGCAGUUGCGGUCCAGCAUGGCUUUGGCUUAUAAGGAAGAAUUACUGCAGGCUCGCACUGAGCUAGCUGACCGAUACUAUAAAGACAUCGACCAGCUCAACACCAAACAUGCCCAUGAACUUGAGCAGCUCCGUGCCAAACUCUCAGACAACCAUAUCAAAGAAAUCACCAAGUUACGGCUACAGUCAGCACAGGAAGUAGCAAGGCAGGUGGAGGCUGAAGUGGAAGAGCGGUCAAAGCACCAUCAGGCCAAGGUGACCCAGCUGGAGACCCACUUAUCCGAUCUCUCCCUAAAACACACAAAGGAACUGGAGAGAGUGGCAGAACGGCACAGAGAGCAGCUCAGACAGAUGGAGGAGACGCUGCAAAAGGACUUUGCAGAGGAGUUGAGAGUGCGCCUUGAGGAGGUGCAGAAGGAAGAGAGACAUCGUGUGAGUGAGGAGUUCACCCAGAGGAGUGCUGAGGAGCAGGCCCAGCUGAGGGAGCAGCUUCAGAAGCAGGCUGAGGAGCAUCUGGCCUCCCAGAGAGAGGAUCUUCAGAGAGCCACCUUGGAAGAGAAAGGGGAGUUGGAGCAGAGGCUGGCUGAGGUUCAGAACCUUCUUGAUGUGGAAAGGGAGAGGCUUCAAGACCUGCAAAAGAGUCUUGAGUGUGAGGAGAACCCUCAGCUGGUGGCAUUGAAGCAGAAACUCCAGGCACAGUACGACAGAGAGAUGUGCACCGCAAAGAGCGCCAUGGCAGCAGAGGUGAAAGAGUUGAAUGCUUUGCUUCAAGAUCAAAUGGAGAACAAGCUACAGGAGGCCAUCUGCAGACACCAAGAAGAACAACGGCAACUGGAAGAGAAGUUGACCCAUCAAAGAGAUGCUACCCUGGGUCAACUGAGGGAACAGCAUGCUGUGGAGCUGCAGGCCCAGAAAGCUCUUUUGGACCAGCGUGCUGUUCAAUUAGAAUGUCUUGAGAAGGAGUAUCAGGAACACAAACUAAACCACCAGGCGGAACUGGAGUACCUGAGGACAAAUCACAAAACAGCCUUAGAUACCUUGAAGAUUGAGCUUAUGGAGAAACACAAGGUGGAACUUGACAAACUGGAGGCAGUCCUUCAGGAAACCAAUCUGGCGCAGCUUGAAGCUCAAGAGGCAGAGCUACAGGCACGGCACAAACAGGAGAGGGAGGAGCUUGAGGAGAGGCUGUUGGCAAACAUGGAUACACUGGAGAGCACUUACCUGAAAGAGAUCCAGGCUGUACGGGAUGAGGGGGAAGCAGAACUGUGUGACCUUCAGGCCUCGUUGGAAAAACGCUUUACUGGAGAAAUUGAGAGGGUGAGGAAGGAGGAGCAAACCAUCAGAGAGGAGCUCAGGAGUGAGCUUGCAAAGGUCCAUAUGGACAAGUUCAGUGCCAUGGCAAUGGAGCUACGUCAAGCUCAUCAGGAAGAGAUGUCUGACGUUCUCUCUUCUCAGAGGGCUGCCCUGGAGGAUGAGCAUUGCUCUGCUCUGGAAGCUCUUCAGCAGCAGGUGGUUGCGCUAGAAAAGCAGCAUAGUGCUGCUCUACUGGAGAUCACUGAAAUUGCCACUGCAGAGAAACUGAAACAAAAGCAACAACUGGAUGUGCUGACCACCCAGCAUCAGCAACAAAUACAGGAGUUGAGAGGAGUGUCUGCAAGGGAGCUGGAGGCUCUGCGUAGGGAACUGGAGGAAGAGGCAUCAAGACAACAACUCCGUUUCCUGGAAGAGGCAGAGCUUCUCAAGUGCCAAUCUGAGGAGCAGCUACAGCAGAAAAUUGCACAGUUAAAGGAGGAGAGUGACCAGGAGAAGGCUGUUGCUCUGGAGGAGCUGGAAAGGACUUUAAAACAUCAGCACGAAGAAACUGAACUCUCCUACAGAGAUAAAAUGAGCCAACUCACCACACAACUACUGGAACUGGACAAUGUAGUGUCACAGCUACGCACCGAAGUGAGUUGCCUACAGGUGGAACUUGAGGGCAAGCGGGUAGAGAUGGACACGCUGGAGACGCUUCUGCAGCGCAGAGACCGGGAGAACCAAGAGGGAGACAAUCUACUGGCCAUGCUAAGAGCAGACCUCAACACAGCCACACAGCAAAGAAAAGACCUGCAAACAGCUCGUGACAAACUACAGCGAAUGCUCAUGGAUAUGCUUCGGAUUACAAUCUCAACGGAGGAGCACAUCAGCUGCAAGUUAGGGGCAUGUGCAACAGGUGGUCACCCUGGAGAUGAAACACCCAAGACCAGGACAGCCAGGAGUAGCCGUGACCCACAUGAAAUGGGAGAUUCGUCUGGCAUGGUUGGAGAUGCUGACUGCAGCACGUGGUCGUCUGCGGUGGACGAGGGGCUGGAAUUGUCUCAGAGGCUGUGUGAGAGUGUGUUUUCUGGGCCAGAGGGAGAGAUGGAGACAGAAGGUGAGGAGCUCAUGCUGGGAGCCUGCACACGCCUGCGCACUGCCGUGGAUAAACUACUGGAGCUGCUUUCGGAGUCCUCACAUCAGAUGGAGCAAAUGUGUGCCCUCCAGGCUGCACUGGAUGAGCGCUUCAGAGACGGAUGUGAGGCCAGAGAAUCUCUGCUGCUGCAAAACUCUCAGCUCCUGGAGCAGUUGGAUCAUGAGGCCAGUCUGAAGAGCCAACUACAGCUUGAGUUGCACAAGGCUGAAGGUCUGAUGGAAGGCUAUGUAGCUGAGAAGGCCACUCUAGAGGAGGCUCUUCAGCAGAAGAAUACAAAGGAGCAACGUCUGGCAGAGGAGUUGGAGAGCACUCGGAUACAACUGCUGGAGGUCAGCGAAAAUCAUGCUCUCCUACUUCGUCAGAGAGAAGCCCUAACGGCCAGCCUCGGAGACACUGAGAAGGGCUUCCUCGACGCUGAGGAAGAGACAGCUCUGUUGGCGGAGGCCGAGCGCCUGGGGCAGGAGUGUGUGGAAGUGCAGCGGCAGGCAGAGAAGGACUGCGGUGGGCUGGCAUCUCGGUUGCGGAUGCUAGAGCAGGCCUUAGAAGAGCAGGAGAACUGCUCCCAUCAGCUGGAGGAACAGCACCGCUUGCAGACUGAUGACCUGCAGCAACACAUUGAUGCUCUGGAGAAGCAGCUUAAACAUCACCGCCAGUUCAUAGAUGAACAAGCGGUGGAACGGGAACAUGAAAGAGAUGAAUUUCAGCAGGAAAUCAAGAAUCUGGAAGCUCGGCUGAGACGGCCAUCUAAAGGACAUGCAGGAGGGGACAGCAAAGGUCAAAGGAUUGAGGACUUAGUUCUUCAGGUGGAGAGCCUUCAGGCUCUGAUCAAAGAUAAGAUGGAAGACUACAGCGUGCUGUUGUCAGCGAAAGAGCAGUGCCAACGUGAUGUGGAAGAACGUAAUGAGGAGAUUGAAAAAUUGGCGACUCGUAUCCGUGAGCUGGAACAGGCGUUGCUAAGCAGUGUGGAGGCCAGCAGGACCGUCACACAGCUGGAGCAAGAACUUCAGAAAACAUGCAAGAGCCUUCAGGAGCUCACACAGGAUAAAGAAGCUUUGCAACAACAGCAUUAUGCCAAUAAGCUUCAGAUCUCCGCUCUGCAGUCUAAACUCGAUGAGACCAGACACCGUUUGCCUGAUGUGACCUCUGACACCAACCUCCGGGAACAGCUGGAAGCCACUCAACAUGAUCUGCAGACAAAAGAGCAACAGGUGGAGUUGCUGUCGGAGCGUGAAGGUGAGCUUGAGAAAGAUGUAGUAUUGAGGGAGGAAGAGAUCGGACAGCUCACACUACAGCUGGAGCUCAAAAACAAAGAGAGCAAAGCUAUUGAAGACCAACUCCAUGCACACAUCACACACUUGCAGGAGACCGUGGACACACUGACCAGACGGCUAGAGGAAGGGAACAAUGACUCCAUCCUUCAGCUGCCUUCUGCCCUUCUAGAGGAGAAGAAUCUAGAGAUUGACCACUUAAACCAGAAGAUCCUUCAGCUGCAGCAGGAGCUGGACAUGACAAACGAUAAUAAAAAACUAGAAGAGAAGCAGGCUGAGAUCGAAGAGUUGCACUCUCUGGUCGAACGUCUUCGUUGCGAUCAGGAACGUUUGCGCCAUGCCAAGGAAGAAGAGGCAGAGCAGCUCCACGAGGUCAUCAACAAGCUUCAAGAAGAGCUAAGCCAGCUUGACCCUAACCAUCAUGAGGUCAGUGACCCCAACACUGACAGUCCCGAGUCCUCUGACUUCCACUGGUCCCCUCGACCUUGCCAGCAGAGGGCACCAAAGGAGAGCCUGUGUCAGGAGCUCAACAGCCACACCCUGCAGUCGGCUCGCGCUCGUUUACAGGAGUUACAGAUUGAGCUGGAACAUGCUUCCGGAGAGAGGGAAGCUCUUCAGAGACUGCUGCUCUCCCAGGAGGAACAGUAUGGGAGUCAAGUGGAGGCACUUGGCCAGAGUCUGGGAGAGGAAAGAGGGAAGGUGGCCAUGUUGGAACAGGAGGUAGAGGAGAUCAAACUCCAGCUAGAGGAGAAACGAUCAGAGGCCGAGAGAUUGACUGACUAUGUGGAAGAGUUGGAAAACAAAGAGCGGACUCACCAGUCCAACCUGAGAAAAUCAGAGCUCCAGUUGAGAAGGGCAGAGGAGAGGAGAGAGAAGGCUCAGCAGGAGCUUGACGGGCUGCAGGAGGAGAUGCAAAGGCAAAGAUUGGAGAAUGAGCAGCUGGAAAGUCAGCUCUCUGAGCUACAGCACAAAGAGGAGGAGGAUCAGAAUGAGCUUGCUGCUUUGCGGUCCAAACUGAAAGAACUUGAGGAGCAUGUCCAAGCAGGUAGAGCUAACAUCAUUGCCUUGGAGACCGGGAAAACAAAACUGUCCAUGGAGAGAGAAGCUCUGAAAAAACGUGAGAGAUGUCUCCUAGAGGAAAUAGAGUGCUUGAAACAGGAAGUGACAUCAAAGACAAACUACAUAAAAGAACUACAUGAGCAGCAGGAGGAGACAGUGGCAAAGCAAGGGGAAGCCCAGAAAGAAGUACUGACAUGUGCUGAAGAGACCCUUGCAAAGGCAGAGAUUGCUCUGCGUGAGAGAGAACAGCAGCUGAUCCACCUGAAAGUGGAGCAUGAUGCUCUAAAGGCGGAGCUAGCUGCAGUUAAGGAGGGGCUUAGUACCAGCACAGAGAGAGCAGAGAAGCUACAGGAAGAGGGACAGACUAAAGAUCGUGCAUUGGCUGAUCUGGAGGUCCAUAACCAGCAUCUGAAGGUGGAGCUACGAAGUCUGCAGGAUGACCUGACCGUGCAGGAGGAGGAGUUGGCCUACCAGCAGAGGGAGCUAGAACAGCUUAGACAGCGCUGCAGCCUGCAAGACCACAAUCCUAAACACAACCACCGUUUCCUGGAAGGCCUGUCCCGUGACCCAUCCUUGUCUGCCUCCCUCUCUUCCCCAGAGGUGUUGCGGAGACUGGACUGCAGUGAAGAGCACCCCUCUCGCCUGCAUGUAUCUCACCUCUCAGAGCUCACCGCACUACACAACACAAGCCUGGAGCUUCGAAGCAAGCCCUCACCCAUGGAGUGGGACAGAGAGAGACCGCAAGCCAGACAAACAUUCAUUCUUACUACAGAGAUUGACCCACCCAGCACACACUCUCCAUCACCAUGCUCGCUCACGGUGUCUGAACACCUCUCUGUGCUUGACUCGCUAGAUGCAGAUAAGGUUGAUGAAUUGGAGAAUCUGGAUGUAACAUUAUCUCAGUCUCUGCUUGGCUCCACGUCUCCUGUAUCUGUGCCGGAGUGGGUCAGCGAUGGAUACGGCAGCAAUGUGAGCUCCGGGUUGGAUGCUUUGCUGAAGCUUGAGUUGGAGAAUACCGAGCGUUUGGAUGCUCAUUUUGUAGAAUAUCUGCGCUGCAGAGGAAUGUCACCUGCUGAAAACACAGACAGUGCUGCAGGCAGCAUGCACGAAAGCCACGAGCGUCUCACACCUGAGUUACAGACCAUGUUGAAGCGUGUAUACCAGGAGAGCUGCAGAAUUUUGUCUUUGUCCCAUCGCCCCACCCCAUCUGGUCAGUCCCGCCCAGAUUCUGAGCCUGCCCCGCCUCCCUCCUGGCAGAGGGAGAGACGGGCCUUACAGGAGACCAUCCUGUCACUCAGAGAACUGCUCUGCAGGAUGGCUGACAGGGAACCCAGGACUGAGAGUGAGGAUGUGGACUGGAGGCGUGAGCUAUUACAGGCAGUCCGCAGUGUGUUUGACAGCGAAAGGGAGUGGCUUCACUUGCAACUUCAGGCUCUUAUGGCAGCCAGCACUCAGAUAGACCACACCCCUUUGAUGGACCAGCUGCAGAAACUGUUUCAGAAACAGGAGGAGCAGCAGAGGAGGUCUUUGGAGCAGUUGUUCAGUGCAGACCAUCACAGCCUAUUGGCUGAGGUGCGCAGCUUGCAUGAACAGUUGCAUGCAAGCACCAAACAGAGCCAGGAACAGCUGCAGCAGCUGCAGGAUUCUCUGCACACUGCAAAAGAACAAGGCACGCAAACACAACAACAGAUGCAUAGAGAAAUUGAAGAGCUGGAGUUGCGGCUGCAGCAGGAACAGACAGUGUCUCAUGAUCUGCAGUCCUCUCUGGACGCAGAGAAGGCUCGGGGGGUGGAGCAGCUGAGACAGCUGGAGGUGGAGCUGAAGGUGGUUUCAGAGCUGAAGGCGGAGCUUGAGGAUUCCAGACUGCAGCUACAGUCAGCUUGCAAAAAUCAAGAGGAAUUAAAGAGCCAGAUUAACAAGCUCAGGCUAAAGCUGGAAAAUGUGGAGGCUGAACGUCAGGCCUGCUUACAGGCAGUGGGGAAAGAGCAGACUAGAGUGCAAGAACUGCAGGAGGAGCUUCAUCAGCAGAGACUCAGCAAUCAACAGACAAUUGAGCAGAGCCACCACACACAGGAGUCAUUGCGUCUGGCUUUGAACGAACAAGCAUCUCAUCUCAGUCAGCUUACCUCCACUUUGGACCAGGAGCAUGUGACAGUCAGUAACCUGCGCUCUGAGCUCCAGAUCGAGCAGUCUCGUUGCGAGGCCCUGCUGGCCCAGGAGCGCGAACGCACCGAUCUCGCUAACUCUUGCCUGGAGGAGGAGCGCUCUCGAACGGCCGAACUCUCUGAUUCGCUCUCCCGUCAAGCCCAGGAGCAUGCACACCGCUUGGAGGAGGAAGCUCGCAGACAGGAAGCAGCCAGUGCCCAUGACAGGAAGUUCAUUCAGGACCUACGGAUGCAGCUAGAGCAGGAGAGGCGGCAGGGGGAGGAUCUGGCAGUCAUGUUGGAACGUCUGCAAGGGCAAGUGCUGGAAGGGAAGCGCAGGCAUGCGCAGGAGGCAGAGCAGGAGGCACGCAAGGAGCAGGAGGAAGUGAGGCGGCUCCGUACUGCUCUGGAGGGCCUGCAGGGUCAGAAGAUGGAGGUUGGGCGCACCCUAGAGGCUGAGAGAGAGAGAGCCACUCAGUUACAAGCAGAGUUGGAUGGGAUGAAGGAAAAGAUGAAAGCAGUGAAGGAGAAGGAGAAACUGAGGGAGGAGCAGAUAGAGAGACAGAGGAGGCAGGAGAAACAAGAGCAGAUGGAAAAGGAGCGACGCCACGAACGCACCAACGAAAAAGUGUUGGAGCUUGAGUUGUUGCGUCAAAGGGAUCAGCAAAGAUUGAAGCAGCUGCAGCAGACGCUAGCUCACCUGGAGCAGGAAGAGAAACGGCUCACAUCAGAACGCCUGCAGAGAGACACACACACAAAUGGCUUAAACUUAGCCCAGAACACACUCACAAACCAUUCACAGGACUCUACCUCAUCCACUCCUUUUGUAAUGGAACGAUUGCUGAAGGAGAACUCCCAGUUCUCUGAGUGUCUUGCUGCUCUGAGUGAAGAGAAAAUCUCUCUCAAACACACUAUAUCUUGUCUAGAGAGAGAACUGCACAGCUUCAAAUGCCAGGAGCAGGUAAAGUCUCCUGCUCUUACAGAGCAGUGCGUGUUAUCGGAGAAAUUGGCCUGGCAGAAAGAAAAAGCAGCUCUUCAGGCUGCAUUACGAAAGGCAGAGGCUGAUCUCUCAAAGGUCACAACUAGCAAUGAAAACAGACCCAACUCCGACCUCUCAAACAACAAGGUGCAGCGGCUCUAUGAGAGAUACCUGCGAGCGGAGAGUUACAGAAAGUCACUGGUGUAUCAGAAGCGCUAUCUGCUUUUGCUGCUGGGAGGCUUCCGGGAGUGCGAGCAGGCUACCCUUGCGCUUAUAGCUCGUAUGGGCGCACAGCCAACUUUGAGCCUAACACAAGUCUCCAGACCCCUAAAUCGCUUCAGAACAUCCGUCAGAGUAGUUAUUGCUAUCUCAAGACUGAAGUUCCUCACCAGGAAAUGGCAAAGAGCUACAAGGAAAAUCUCAGUAGGGAGUGCCAUAGUUAACGUGCAUGGAACAAGACAAGGCACUGUUCCUGUUUUGAGGACUGACGUGCUAAAGCCACAGCAGACCGGCGCUGCGUUGGACUCCCCACCCACCCGUGAUCAUGCUUUCACCCAAAGGGGCGUGGUCUCGCCUCUGGUGCCACCUAUCAAAUCCCCCUUUAGACUACACAAUAGAAUGUACCCAAGUCCUGUGCUAGGACCAGCAGACCGCUCCUGCAGCUCUUCCCAAGAUCAGGAACGCUCCCUCACAGAGUAUAUUCAACACCUGGAGACCGUCCAGCAGCGUCUGGGAGCUGGUCGCCCAGGUGCAUCAUCCAUGCUCUCUUAUGCCAGAAAAUCUGACCGAUGAAUGAAGAAAUCAUAUAACCAGUGCCAGUCUGUUCAAUUAUUAGAUUUUUUUACCUUUUUAUAAUUAUUUUUUUUUACAUGUGUCUUUAUCAUAUCAGUUUAAAUAACUGAAACGAUAACAUUCAUAUCCAAAAUGUUUUUGUCCCCCCCCCCCCCCCACACACAUUUGUAUGCAUUUUUAAUUUUUGUAUGGUCUGAAAAUGUUCAUGGUUUACUUUUUUUGUUUUUAUACACAGAAGGUCAUCCUAGUAAGCAUUUAUAAAGAUAAUUGCACUUGAAUUUGUGAUUUAAUAGAUGUCACUGUUUAAUGCACAUGGUUGGACACGUUUUGUAAAAUGUGUUAUAUUUUUUUUAAUAUUGUUUUUAUGGACUGUUUCUAUCAAAUUUAAUAAAUAUUUUAAUCUAGACUUGAA
Myxocyprinus asiaticus (Chinese sucker) is the source of this 13532-nucleotide messenger RNA. RefSeq names its product pericentrin (gene pcnt). The transcript has 55 exons. The record is from RefSeq and is a predicted model, not a curated record. Lineage: Eukaryota; Metazoa; Chordata; Actinopteri; Cypriniformes; Catostomidae. Gene Ontology annotation, molecular function: molecular adaptor activity; DNA binding. Bases 170 to 13120 code for a protein of 4316 amino acids. Gene Ontology annotation, biological process: signal transduction.